CACUACACGACCUGACGGAUACCACACACCCGGCAAGAAAACUUACCACAUCCGUUCCCUGUAUCCUUUAAUGGAACAACAUCAAAAACUCAUGGCAAACAUCAGCAUCGGGGCCGAACAUCAAAGGGUUGAAUUUCCCACGAAAGCUAACCGCCUCCCCACCGGAUUCCCACCGGUCCUGGCACGACGUGGCGUGCCUGAAUUUAUGUGGGAUCAAGACAUGUACAUCAUCCGGCAUAUGGCGGACAAACUCUCCAAGGACCAAAGUAGGGAGAUAUUUCUUGUGUGUUUUACUUGCGGGCUGUCAAUCUGUUUCUACGGCGCUGCGGUGGAUAAGUUUAAUGGUCGGCUGCGUACAUAUGUUAAUGGGAUGAAUGCACGGUAUGCGCCGUAUGGAGUUGUUUGGGAGAUGAGAUGGAUUCCGUAUAGUGGGACUUAUAUGUCUUAUGAGACUUAGCUGCUAUGUGUAUGUGCAUUGGUAGGGGCUGUAAGGAGGGGGG
This is a messenger RNA of Aspergillus welwitschiae, 500 nucleotides long. RefSeq lists its product as uncharacterized. Lineage: Eukaryota; Fungi; Ascomycota; Eurotiomycetes; Eurotiales; Aspergillaceae. The record is from RefSeq and is a predicted model, not a curated record. Bases 71 to 457 code for a protein of 128 amino acids. The transcript has 2 exons.